Molecule: messenger RNA, 2293 nt
Organism: Centropristis striata (black sea bass)
Lineage: Eukaryota; Metazoa; Chordata; Actinopteri; Perciformes; Serranidae
Gene: dap
Product: death-associated protein
Exons: 4
Coding region: 142-468 (108 amino acids)
Biological process (GO): negative regulation of autophagy; cellular response to amino acid starvation; apoptotic signaling pathway
Molecular function (GO): death domain binding
Source: RefSeq, a predicted model, not a curated record
GUUUCCAAACAAUGCUCAGGAAAAAGCCACGUUGACGUUCCAGACUGAAGUGAAGUCCACAAAUUGAGGCAGAAAAAGAAGGAAUUUAGAUUGUCAGACGCUCCGGUUCCUUCUCGCUGCAGACUCCAGAUCAUAUCAGACAUGUCAUCGCCGCCGAAGGAGAAAGUGGAAACCAAAGGAGGACAUCCGCCUGCAGUAAAAGCAGGAGGUAUGAGGAUAGUGCAGAAGCACCAGCCGACUGCUGUUCCGGAACCACCACAGAAAGUGGAGGAGGAGGAGGAGGAGGAGUACGUCCGCAGCAGCAGCCCACCAAAGGCCCCCAUGAUUGUGUCUGGAGUGGUGACAAAGGGUGAUAAGGACUUCACCCCUGCUGCCGCCCAGGUGGCUCAUCAGAAGCCCCAGCCUUGUGUCUCCAAGCUGCCCUCUGGCCAGCACAUCAACCAGCACAUCCACCAGCCCCGCAAGUGAACUAGGCAGCAAGCUACAAACGGCUACGCUAACUCCACCAGCCGGCCUUCCCAAUGGAACACAUAAGAUGAAGACGUCUCCCCACCAGGCACAGAUCUCCUCUAAAUAAUCAGAAUAGUUAACCUGUUGCAUUACAUAUAUGAGGAAAUUAUUCAAUGCCAAUACAGCCAUUAUAGAAGUCCUACUUAGAACACCCCCGCUGCAUAGUCUGCACUUUGUGUCCUUUCCUAAAGAGGGAUUGUUUGACAGCUGGAUAGUCUUAAGUUAGUAUAAAUGGGUGGAGGGUCUCCUAAAAUGGCUAUUAUUGUAAACAUUAAUAGAGAAAUCUGAGUCUGUGGGGGAAACUUUCACCCCAGGCGAUGUGCCGACCACUGCCACAUCACAGCAAUCAGCCAAUCACAGCAACCUAUCAAUCAGGCCAAGUGACCAACCAAUCACCUCACAGUGAUGAGCCUAAGCUCCAGCCUUCUACCUAUGACCUUCACAGACCAAAAUCACCAAUCAACAAAUAACGAGGUGGGCGCCAGUUUUACAUUAUAAACGCAAACCAAAAAGAACACAGAGAGUAGCUUCUAGAUGGCAAAAGGCAGUUUGAUGUGUUUGCCACUGAAGCUGAUGCCAAAUUGCACGGGUAUAGUAGAGCGAGUUAAAGUAGCUAAUUACAAGACAGCGUUAGCCAGUUAUUAGCCCAAACGCUAAGAUAACUUUGACAAGUGUUCUAUUUGGCAAUUUCAAUAUCAUAGAUACCUAAUAAAUAGCUCCAAUGAGAUACAAAACACUUCUUAUUAACAAUGACUGGCAUUACCCAAGGACCUAUCUGAUGCAUGUCAAAGUGUCAUGAUUCUAGAUAGCAAGCUACAGUUGUUGAAGACACUGAUAAGCUUUUGGACCACAGACAUUUUUUUUUUUUUUUGGACAACUUCCUGCUGGGUCACUGUUCCUAGCUUUAUUUGGCAGAGAGGAGUCUUACUGAUCUCUGAUCUACUCUCCAUUUUGCCUGCCUUGUUGGAGCUGUAAUAAUACCCAUGCUGCCCUGGUCAUUUUAAUUUGAAUGCAAACUCAACCUGCUUCAUAGUAGAAGUGUCCCACCAGUGCCUCAUUGCUUAGAUUUCAGGAUUUCUUGUCUCAUUUGACAUGCAUGGAUUUACAUUUUAUCUGCAAAGCACCAGAGUCAAAUGGACUAAAAAUAUAGCCAGAAAUGUAAUAAAAUCUGAAGAUACUGUGCAGAAGCUGCAGGAGGCUUUGUGUUUGCAUUAACAGUUAUCUUGAACAUCACAAGGUUGAACAAAGCAUUGCAGAGAAGUAGUUCAGGAAAUAGUGAGGCUCUUAACUUCGAAAUGAAGGGAAUCACCAUGCAAAAACAUUCCAUAGAAAAGUGUCUGAACAACUAUGCUAACUAUGUGACAGUCAGUGAAGGAAAAUGCAAUACAUGUAUUUCUACUCGCCAGGAUAUCUGCAGGUAUGGUUCUUUGCAUUUCAGAAAUCUGUAUCAGCCCCCAAAAUCCUGAUCGGCACUACCCUAGAAAUUCGACAUAUCAACACACGCACGACACCCUUUUCCUUAAUCACCAAUCCCCUUACACUCAAGUGUCAUUUGUUGCAACACUAAUGUUCAGGUUUCCAGGAAAGAAAGAAAUGUAUCAUGCCAAGAAGGAAUGAUUUCCUAUGUUAAUUUAAUUAAGUUUAAAAGAGUUUUAUUUUUGUUUUUCUCAGUUCUGUUUCUUGAGUAAAUUGUUCAAAUUGUACAAAUCUUUAGCCAUUGACUGGACUUAGGUAUUAGGUGUGGUUGUCAUAGUAAAUAAAGAUAUAGACUAUCUUGGAAAAA